AUGUCGCGUGUCAUCGCCGCUGCUUGCUUCUUUAUAGCUCAUGUUUUGUCUUGCAUAAAUGUAUGCUAUCAAGACAGCAGCAACAGCCGUCCUCGUGAUCAGAACUCGGUAUCAGAAUCUUCUAGAAGAUUUCGUGCGGAGUUCUUAGAAGACUGGCCACAAACACCGGGCUCACCAUACUUCGAUCCAAGUACUCCAGAUAAUGUAACGGGAUUAGUGGGUUAUCCAGUAACUCUGCUGUGUAAAGUAAAAAAUCUACAAAAUCGCACUGUAUCAUGGGUGCGACAUCGAGAUAUACAUUUACUGACAGUGGGUCGAUAUACAUAUACCUCGGAUCAACGAUUCGAAGCCCAACAUAAGCCCCGCUCAGAAGAAUGGGCACUCAGAAUACGCAGCCCACAACGCCGUGACUCAGGACAAUAUGAGUGCCAAAUAUCUACGACGCCACCAAUUGGACAUGCUGUUUAUCUUAAUAUUGUUGAGCCAGAAACUGAGAUUUUGGGUGGUCCAGACUUAUUCAUUUAUGCUGGCUCUACUAUAAACCUAACAUGUAUUGUCCGGCAUACGCCAGAACCGCCCAACACCAUUAAUUGGACACACAGAGGAAAGACGAUAAACUUUGAUUCGACCAGAGGUGGCAUUUCAUUAGUCACUGAAAAAGGAAUUCAUAGUAGCAGCCGUUUGUUGAUACAAGCAGCACGUACUUCAGACGCAGGAUCAUAUCAAUGCGUACCCGAUAACGCAUUAUCAGCUACCGCUCGGGUACAUGUACUUACAGGAGAAACACCAGCUGCAAUGCAAGGUAACGCGCAACAGCUCCGUGUUUUGGAUAUCCCAAUACUCAUUGCUACUAUUGUUAUAUAUAGGUAUACAUUUUCAGAAUAA
Molecule: messenger RNA, 885 nt
Organism: Parnassius mnemosyne (clouded apollo)
Lineage: Eukaryota; Metazoa; Arthropoda; Insecta; Lepidoptera; Papilionidae
Source: the annotation of a GenBank genome assembly